Molecule: messenger RNA, 1457 nt
Organism: Drosophila eugracilis
Lineage: Eukaryota; Metazoa; Arthropoda; Insecta; Diptera; Drosophilidae
Product: transcription factor Sox-1
Exons: 4
Coding region: 744-1388 (214 amino acids)
Source: RefSeq, a predicted model, not a curated record
CAACUAUUGUUAUGCAUUGCUGGGGAAUUACUAAAUAAAUUAACAUUUUCAGAGAGUAAUUUACAUUUAUCUGGAAUGCUCUACUUGAGUUGCAUAAGAUUGAUUACAUUUUAAAACCGAUUAAUAGUAGUAUUUUCCACUCAACAAGUAGAAUGAAUCCAGAUCAUACUUAUAUUUAGAUAUUUUCUCAAAGUGUAUUCCCUAGCAAUUAAAGACAACUGCGUUAAUCAGUGAGGUUUUUGCCCUGUCCCACAACCUCUCUCUCUUAGAUAGAGUUCAAUCUGACGACCGCAGAAUUAACAACACUUUGUCACUUUAACAGGCAGUUAAUGAACAUUUAGCGGGUAUUCCGGACCAACAUCGUCGAGCCAUUGCAGGCCAGGCUAAUAAUUACAAUACGCUCAAAAGACAACCGACUUAUAAACAUGGCACAGCGUAUGUAAAUAAGUAUUGGAUAUGAAAAACCUGAAUUAUCAUUAAACGAUCAGGUUUAUGGCUGGUGUUGAGCGUUGAUGAUGAUGCGCACAAAAGCAACUCAAAAUCUGAGUGAGUAAGGGAGCAGCAGAUAAAAAACCCCGACAUGGGGCGACAUUGUCCAAGUAUUAAUUGUGCGGAAUAAAGUGAGUUGGCCCGCAAGAUUUAGUCGAUUUUGUGCGGCUAAAGAGCGCGGUUCAAGCGAAACGUUCAAGAAAGAUUAACUAUAGGUAAAAAGUGGAAUAGACCAAGGGAUUCUAAAUACCAGUAUGUUAGCCUCGAUUCCCGCCCGUCUGGCGCUGUUCGCCGUGAUAAGCUCACAGAGUCUGCUCCAGCUCCAGGCUGCUCCGUUCCCAGGAAUCGAGAAUGCUGCCUUCACCAGCCAAGAUUUAUUGGCCGAGGAAUCGGAGUCCGUUUUUAGCCAAGUUCAGGUCCAGCACAAUCGGCAUCGUCGCCAUCAUGGUGACGGCAAUUACCACGGACACAGGCACCACAAGCGGCAUUGGGAUCACCAUUUUCCGGGUCCGGACUGCCAUCACCCGGGCGGUUUUGGAUUUGAACAUCCACCGCAUGGACCGCCUCCCUAUGGUCCACAUUCACAUCACAGAUUCGAGCCACAUGGCUUCGAACCAUUUCGGAAUACGUUUGGGGCACCGGAAUAUGAGGGACACCAGCGACCCUUUAACGCGCACUUGGAACCGUUUAAAGAUGACAAAGGGGGAUCUCAAGGAGAACCCACUCAGCCCAGCACUAGCAGCGUAGCUCCACCACCUGCUGCUCCAUCCAGUUCCCCCUCAACGUCGAGCACCACCACUAGAACCACCUCUACCACCACCACCACUACCACCACAUCAGCACCCAUUCCAUCCAGCACCGAAGACGACACCUUGGCCAUCGACAUACGCAUUGGCUGACGACCUAGACUUAAGCCUCGAUUCUAUUUUUGAUAUCUUGUGACAUUAAAGUUGGUACCUAAACCACAA